GUUAUCCUUAGAUCCAAUCCAGCCAUCUCAAACAUGAAGGCUAUCAAUCUUCUCCUCUUGGCGGUCUUCGCCAGCCUCCUUGUUGCUGCUUGGGCGAAGCCUGCCGGUGGUGAUGAAGGGACAAAUCAAGGUGACAAAGGUCAUUCAAGUGAUGGGGGCAAUCAUGAUGAUAAAGGCUCUUCUGGUGAUGAGAACCCUAAAGGUGAUGAAGGUAAUCAGGAUAAGGAGAACACCGAACAUUCUGAAGGCAGUGACCAUAAGGACACCGAACAUUCAGAAGGCAGUGACCAUAAGGACACCGAACAUUCUGAAGGCAGUGAACAUAAGGACACCGAACAUUCUGAAGGCAGUGACCAUAAGGACACCGAACAUUCUGAAGGCAGUGAUCAGGAGAACCCUGAAGGUUCACAAGGCAGUGAUCAGGAGAACCCUGAAGGUUCACAAGGCAGUGAUCAGGAGAACCCUGAAGGUUCACAAGGCGGUAACAAUGCAAACUCUGGAGGUUCAGAAGUCGGUAACUCUGAGGGCCCUGCUGGUGGUGAGAACAGUCAAGGGGAUGGCGGCAUUCUUCCAAUUUUGCCUUGAUUUCCCUAAAUGCAGGCUCCACAAUGGAUUCCUAAACAGGACCAGCCAAGUCCUUAAGAUGAAUUUCCCCCCUGAUGAUUUUGCUGCCUCUUCUUUUAUGAUUCUUCAUGUUUUCUUAAUGAUUCCAUGUCUCACAAUCAAUAAAGUAGAAUAGA
Messenger RNA from Hyla sarda, 740 nucleotides. RefSeq lists its product as uncharacterized. The transcript has 5 exons. The record is from RefSeq and is a predicted model, not a curated record. Bases 34 to 585 code for a protein of 183 amino acids. NCBI's taxonomy places the organism in Eukaryota, Metazoa, Chordata, Amphibia, Anura, Hylidae.